GGAGCCUCCCCAGGAGAGCCAGAGCCGGAAGUUGGUUCUGAUCAAGACCAUUGAGACCCGGGAUGGGGAGUUGUAGUCGUCAUGACUACCCUCCAAGCCACGAAGGAUCCUCUCCUCCGGGGUGUAUCUCCUACCCCCAGCAAGAUUCCCGUUCGCUCUCAGAGACGCCCGCCUCUCCCCACAGUCAAACCCAGCGCCCUCGACCAGGAGAACCAAGAUCCAAGGAGUUUGGUGCAGAAGCUCAGUAGUCAACGCCACCUCGUUGACUCAGCAGGCCCCAGGCCGAAAGCCACACAUCAAACAGAGCAAUCGGAGAGAUUGGUGGGGAGUACUCAGCUUCGGAACCCCUUGGAGGAGCUCAGGCCUAGCCCUGGGAGACAAAAUGUGGGACCUGGGCCCCCUCCCCAGACAGAGGCUCCAGGGACCAUAGAGUUUGUGGCUGACCCUGCAGCCCUGGCCACCAUCCUGUCAGGUGAGGGGGUGAAGAGCUGUCGCCUGGGGCGCCAGCCCAGUCUGGCUCAGAGAGUACUGGUUCGAGGGAACCAGGGAGGCACCAUCCGGAGGGGCCAGGAUGCCCGGGCCUCUGCAUACUUGGCUCCCAGAACCCCCACCCACCGACUGGACCCUGCCAGGGCUUCCUGCUUCUCCAGGCUGGAGGGACCAGGACCUCGAGGCCGGACCUUGUGUCCCCAGAGGCUAGAGGCUCUGAUUCCACCUUCAGGACCUUCCUCUCACCCCUCUGCUCCUCCCGGUUUCCAGGAGCUAAGAAGAGAGACAGGUGGCAACAGCAAGACUUCACUGAGCCAGGCCUCAGGAUUGCUUCUGGAGACCCUUGUCCAGCCUGGAGAAUAUGAAGUUGUCACUCACUCAGAUGAAAGAGGAGGGGGCCCCCUCAGUCUGGCUCAGCGAGUACCAUUAAAAGAAACCCGAGAGAUAACACGCACCAAGGACGGCCGGGACUCCUGCCUGAUGCCCUCCCCUGGCCAAGUGAUGCCACCUGCCAUCACCCGGCCAUCACCCUUUGGACGGGCUCAACGUGUGCCUUCCCCUGGCCCCUCAGCUCCAACCUCAUAUUCAGUGUUGCGGCGUCUCGCCAUCCGCCCCAAAACCCAGUUCACACCCCUCCCAUCGGCCCCCAGAGCUCAGCAGGCCCAGUGGUUGAGUGGCCUCUCCCCUCAGCCUUGCCCCGAAGAGCCUGCCCUGCCCUGGGAGCAGAUUGCAGUCCGGUUAUUUGACCAGGAGAGUUGUGUAAGGUUGCAGGAAGGUCCUGGGAAGCCACCCGUGUCACCUCCUUAUGGACCCCACCCCAAUAGAACCCCCAACCUCCAGGAGCUGAAGAUGCAGCGCAUCAGUAUCCUGCAACAGCUUUUGCGACAGGAGGUAGAGGGGCUGGCGGAGGGCAAGUGUGCCCCCCUUAAUGGAAGCUCCUCUCUGGAUAUGGUUGAACUUCAGCCCCUGCUGGCUGAGAUUUCUAGAACUCUGAAUGCCCCAGAGAAUAAAUCUGGGGCUUUUCAUCUUCCUGAAAUGUUACAGCACUCGGGGCUGCCAAAACCCUACCUUCCAGAGGGGUGUGGGGAACCAGAGCCCUGCCCUGGAGCAGAGCCCGAGGUAGCUCUGCCCUGCCCUCCAGCAGAACCAGAGCCCCCAGAGUCCUACCAUAGGAAGGGGCCUGAGAUAUCAGAGCCCUCCACCCAGGAACAGCCUGAGGCAUCAGAGCCCUGCCCUCUGGGAGAGCCUGGACCCCUUCAGGCCUGCCCCCAGGGGCAGACAGGACUCCCAGAGCCCUCCCCUAGGGUAGAGCCUGGGGUAUCAGAGGCCUGCUCCCUGGAACCCAGAAGUCCAGAGUCCAGCCCACGGCCCUGCUGCAGUCAGUGGGCUCCAGCGACCACCAGCCUGACCUUCUCCCAACGCCCACUUUGUGCCAGCCCCCCUAUCCACUCACUCCAGUCUCUGAAGCCCCCAACAGGCCAGGCAGGCCCCAGCAAUCUGGCCCCUCGAACCCUGGCCCUGAGGCAGCGCCUCAAAGCAUGUCUGACCGCCAUCCACCACUUCCACGAGGCCCGCCUGGACGACGAGUGUGCCUUCUACACCAGCCGAGCCCCUCCCUCAGGCCUCACCCGGGUCUGCACCAACCCUGUGGCCACAUUGCUCGAAUGGCAGGAUGCCCUGUGUUUUAUUCCAGUCGGUUCUGCCGCCCCACAGGACUCUCCGUCGUGAGGCAUACGCCUCCACGCACUCCUGUCCUGCCUUGCACCUUCCUUUUAACCCUUAUUUAUUUUCCACACCAUGGACUGGGA
Molecule: messenger RNA, 2297 nt
Organism: Kogia breviceps (pygmy sperm whale)
Lineage: Eukaryota; Metazoa; Chordata; Mammalia; Artiodactyla; Physeteridae
Source: RefSeq, a predicted model, not a curated record